UGAUGCGUUGUUUACUGGCUUGUUAAAAGCACAGAAGAUGAAGAAGAUGAGAUGAUCCUAGUAGUGCUUCCCUCUUGUUCUGCUCUCUAAAAUAAUAUCUGAAAAGAAGAAGAAAAAUCCUUUCUCCAGCAAUAAGAGUAGAGAAAGAGAGAGAGAGAGAGAGGUCUGUGCACCAACUGUUCUUGGUAUACGACGCCAAAGGCCAUUUAACUCGUCCACAACUCCAGGAGAGAGUUCUCCCUCGACAACAGGAGAGACAUUUAACGAAAAAGACAAUAUCUCAGUACAAGAUCUAUAUAUUCUCUCUCCCCACCCCCCCAAAAUCCUGUUUUCUCUAAGCCUAUCACACACCUCCGACCAAGAUGGAUGAGCUCGCGACCCAUGAUCUUGCCGCCUGCAAGAAUCCUUCCUCCGCCAUCUCCGGCAUCCGCCUCUUCGGCAUCGACGUCUCCCACGAUCGCGGCGGCGACGGCGGCAGGAGCAAGAGCGGCCGCCGCUUCGGGUGCCACUACUGCUGCCGCCACUUCCCCACCUCUCAAGCCCUCGGCGGGCACCAAAACGCGCACAAGCGCCAGCGUCUGCGGACGAGGCAUGUUCAGUUCGGUCCGGCCAUGGAGACCGGUGGCCACAGUGUGUGCGGCCUCAGUGACUGCCUUCGUUUGCCUCACCACCCUUCAUGGCGCGCUAGUGUCAGCGCCGGAGCUGGUUUCUUCGGUAGGCACGGUCCGGGGACGCAGCCGAUGACGGGUAGGCCAUUGCUAUGGGGAGUUCCUGCAGUGGUGCGUGGUGGCACGGGCGUCGGCUUGAUUUAUAGUGAUCGAAUGAUGCCAUUACCUCUGAUGCAAGGAGAUGUGUGGAAAGCGGGUGGAGCCGGUAAUGAUGCAGUUUCUUGUGCUACUACUGCCACAAGUAACGAGUAUGUAUGUGAAUCAAUGUUGAGUGUCGGUGAGACCGUGAAUUUGGAUUUGCACUUAUAAUAUAUUUAAAUCAAACUACUGUUUUAUAACAUAUUUUAGAUCAAACUAUAUAGUGGAUGGUGUGUAGUGAGUCACCUCUCCAAUUGCCUAUCUUAUUACAGGUUGGA
This is a messenger RNA of Musa acuminata AAA Group (dessert banana), 1084 nucleotides long. RefSeq names its product zinc finger protein 8-like. The coding region runs from base 363 to 977 and encodes 204 amino acids. Gene Ontology annotation, molecular function: DNA-binding transcription factor activity. Gene Ontology annotation, biological process: response to gibberellin; trichome morphogenesis; trichome differentiation. The record is from RefSeq and is a predicted model, not a curated record. NCBI's taxonomy places the organism in Eukaryota, Viridiplantae, Streptophyta, Magnoliopsida, Zingiberales, Musaceae. The transcript has a single exon.